AUGACGCUUGUUGCUCACAGGUUUCGCCGUUGCGUCGGCUGGAAUUGCCUAACCGAGGCCCAGAAAACAGGCAUCAUUGUCAGCAUUGCAGUCGUCGCGGUCGCUUUUUUCCUGGCCUACAUGCACUGCCUGGGCAAGGCUGCGAUAUCUCGCCGAGAGCGCGCCUCGGUACGGCUUCCUGGCGGCAGGCGAGUCCCUCAUCCCCAAGGCCAGCUCCAGAGCGUCGUGGUUGCACAGCUCCCCGUGGCACAACAAUGGCCGGGCGGCCCAGCCAUGAUUGCCUAUCAGCCGGCCUUGUUCACUGUCCAAGGAGCUCAUCACGCCAUGGCACAGCCCGUGAUGGUUGCAGGGUCCUACCCUCGUCCACCACUAGCGACCAUGAACCCCGUCCCGCCCACUCGGCAGCAGCACGACCAUCAAGAAGACUUCCUGCCAGACGCGACGCGUGCAGGAGAUGGACCGGAACCAGCACCCCAAGCGGCGCCGGAUUCGCCACCCUCAAGCCUCCGACGGCACAGGCAGCCAACGUGGCGACAGAUACUCAGCCGAGCCCUGCGGCUGCCUGUGGGCAGGGCCUCAACAAUCGAAAGUGUAUCCGCUCCAGGGACGCCCAGCCGUAUCGAAUCCCACGAGGGCAUGCACAGCGCACGGCCUCUUGAAGAGGCGGGCCGCGAAAGGGUCUCGGUGCCCCCUAUUGCAAGUGGAGAGAACAGAGGCUACCAAACUCCUCCUUUGCGUACAAGCGGAGGGAGCGACGAGGCCGCUGGAGAAACCGAUUCUAGCUCGCUGCGGACCAAUGUCGCAGUAGUCCACAGCGAUGACUUUCAGAUGGUCGACCCGUCCUCACGGAUCACCCAGCAGCCGGGUAAGCUUCAGGUCCAGGGAUCAUAA
This is a messenger RNA of Hirsutella rhossiliensis, 891 nucleotides long. RefSeq lists its product as uncharacterized. The record is from RefSeq and is a predicted model, not a curated record. Lineage: Eukaryota; Fungi; Ascomycota; Sordariomycetes; Hypocreales; Ophiocordycipitaceae. The transcript has a single exon. The coding region runs from base 1 to 891 and encodes 296 amino acids.